Messenger RNA from Drosophila gunungcola (fruit fly), 522 nucleotides. Its product is annotated as protein twisted gastrulation. Gene Ontology annotation, biological process: regulation of BMP signaling pathway. The record is from RefSeq and is a predicted model, not a curated record. NCBI's taxonomy places the organism in Eukaryota, Metazoa, Arthropoda, Insecta, Diptera, Drosophilidae. Bases 58 to 468 code for a protein of 136 amino acids. The transcript has a single exon.
UAUUUAAAAACCAUUUGACCACUCCUUCGCCACGUCAGUUAUAAUUGGCAAUUCAACAUGAAGUUACUUGUGAACAUUAUUAUUUCCCUCUCAGUUUUUCAAUUAGUUUUCGCUGACAUGGCGGAAAUGCGAAGGAAAUCGCACACUGAGGAGUUCGAGGGAAUGUCAGCGUUGUUCAGGGCUAUGUCCUCAUCGCCAAACGAUGGAUACACCUACAAUUGGAGCGUGGUAUCGUUUUCAAACGAUGGGCAACCAGAUUCCGGUUUUAAUUGCACUGUUUUGUAUCUGGAUCAGUGCACAUCCUGGAAUAGAUGCCGUCAGACUUGCCUGAAAACCGGAGCCACCAGCUACAGAUGGUUUCAUGAUGGCUGCUGCGAGUGCGUGGGCGAACAUUGUAUGAAUUAUGGCAUAAACGAGAGCAGGUGUCGACUGUGUCCCGAACCGGGAUUCGAUGAUGAGGAGGAUUGAGGAGUACUUUUUCCAUAAUUAUAAAAAUACUUUCAUUCCAGCUAAAAGCAUCAU